UGUGUGUCUCUGUGUGUGUCCAGGCGUACUACUACUGUGCCAUCCUGGAGGACGUCCUGUUGAGGUUUGCCUGGGCCGUGCCCCUGUCCCUGAGCUCAGUGAGUGACGUCCCCUGGCUGGGGGACAUGAUGGCCACCCUGCUGGCUCCUCUGGAGGUGUUCAGGCGUUUUGUAUGGAACUUCUUCCGCCUGGAGAACGAGCACCUGAAUAACUGUGGAGAGUUCCGUGCGGUGCGGGACAUCUCUGUGGCUCCCCUGAACGCAGACGACCAGACCCUGCUGGAGCAGAUGAUGGACCAGGAGGACGGUGUCCGCAACCGCCAGGGCAAGAAGAGCUGGAAACGCUCUUACAGCAUGUCGCUACGGCGACCCCCGCCUCGCCUCGCAGUCCAAAACCCGGGACACCAAGGUUUUGAUCGAGGACACGGAUGAUGACUCCUGACAUCAGGCCAGACCCAUCGCCUGGGUUCAGAAUCUCUUCAAAGGGCCGCGCCCCUCCUAGGGCCACGCCCCACGCCUGCCAGCCUCUGAUAGGCUGACAGAUCCCUAAACCCUUGCCAGCUUGUCCAAUCAGUCCAUCACAGAGCUGCCUACAUGCACCUUACAUGCUUAGACACCAACACACACACCAACACACACACCAACACACACACCAACACACACACCAACACACACACCAACACACA
This is a messenger RNA of Hypomesus transpacificus, 685 nucleotides long. RefSeq names its product xenotropic and polytropic retrovirus receptor 1 homolog. NCBI's taxonomy places the organism in Eukaryota, Metazoa, Chordata, Actinopteri, Osmeriformes, Osmeridae. Gene Ontology annotation, cellular component: cytoplasm; Golgi apparatus; plasma membrane. Bases 126 to 431 code for a protein of 101 amino acids. The transcript is spliced from 3 exons. Gene Ontology annotation, molecular function: inositol hexakisphosphate binding. Gene Ontology annotation, biological process: cellular response to phosphate starvation; phosphate ion transport. The record is from RefSeq and is a predicted model, not a curated record.